Messenger RNA from Gadus macrocephalus (Pacific cod), 1948 nucleotides. RefSeq lists its product as uncharacterized. Gene Ontology annotation, biological process: monoatomic ion transport. Gene Ontology annotation, cellular component: membrane. The transcript is spliced from 7 exons. Bases 1 to 1185 code for a protein of 394 amino acids. NCBI's taxonomy places the organism in Eukaryota, Metazoa, Chordata, Actinopteri, Gadiformes, Gadidae. Gene Ontology annotation, molecular function: protein binding. The record is from RefSeq and is a predicted model, not a curated record.
AUGCUCUGGAAUGCAUGCCUCUUCAGCUUCCUGCUACCCCCACAGAGUGUGGACCGCUCGGCCUUUAAGAUGACCCUCAUCUUAGGCUACACCGUCUUCCUGUUGCUUAUGAAUGACUUGCUGCCGGUCACUGGCGACACCAUACCACUCAUAAAUGUUUUCUUCUCUCUUUGCCUGGCUCUGAUGGUGGCCAGCCUGUUGGAGACAAUCCUCAUCACCAACCUCCACUCAAGCUCCAGACGCCUUGCUCCUGUCCCCCGCUGGGUGAGAGUCGUUUUCCUUCAGACCCUGGGGUGUUGUGUUGGUCUGCCUUCAAAGCCACCAAAAGAACAUUCAACAGAUCCCAAUGAUGCAGUGGAGGAGGGCGGCGUUUACAUGAAUCCUCCAGGGGGCAAACAUCUAGUAGACACAACCCUGGACGCACUGAGGACGUUGGGCAGAGACCUCCAGGCCAUCCGGCGGCAGGUGGACCGGCAGCAGAGAGGGAACCACAACUCUGAGGAGUGGACCCAGGUGGCAGGCGUCAUCGAUCGCUUUCUGUUUUGGCUCUAUGCCGUCUUCAUAAUAGUCAGCUUUGUAGUCAUGAUUUGUAUCUGGGCCUCUUCAUGCAGGCUCAAUUUUCACUGCGACAACGACUUCGACAGGCUGAUGACGUGUGCGUUCAAUCCCCCGCCCGACGAUCCGAGCUGCGCCGAGUACACACUCAACACCCGAGUGGAAGUAAAACCCAAAGCCCCAAUACUAACUUCGGUGACAAGAGAAAAGGGGAAUUAUCUGGUGGCGUGGGACACAAAGUACAAUGACCCCUCCUUCGAGCUGACGGUGUGGCUGAACUACCGCAAAGAAGGAGAGAACGGCACGGAAGUGGACGUUUCAUUCAUGGAGUCUUAUGAGAUUUUGGGCAAGUCCCUGGAGCCGAGAACAGAGUACCUGGUCAGCGUGCAGAGCAACUCUGCCGAUCCGUUUUCUGGACGCACAACCCUGGACGCACUGAGGACGUUGGGCAGAGACGUCCAGGCCAUCCGGCGGCAGGUGGACCGGCAGCAGAGAGGGAACCACAACUCUGAGGAGUGGACCCAGGUGGCAGGCGUCAUCGAUCGCUUUCUGUUUUGGCUCUAUGCCGUCUUCAUAAUAGUCAGCUUUGUAGUCAUGAUUUGUAUCUGGGCCUCUUCAUACAGCAAAUAAAAUAAUGUGUUUAGACAAGGGUUCCAUAAAUGUUAUAUAGCGGCCAAGAUUUGUGUUGCCUUAUGUAGUCUUCUAGGUAUUCUUUCCUUAUAUUCGAAAUGCAUUUGAGUAAGUUUAGUCAGUAUGAUUGUUACUUAGGAGAGGUUCAAUACACCAUUCCAGGCAUCACUUUUUGUUUGAUUAAUGCUAUGCUUUAAAAUCUGCCAUCGUCCAAUUUGAUUGAAUCAAAAUAAAACAUUUUGAUAAUUUUGUUUUAUUUUACAAAAAUGACUUGCAUAUAUGUUGUUGGUGAUGUUAUUGUUAUGAAUUAUUUUAAUAUGAACAAGGGAGAGUAAUAGGGAAGGGUCUGAGUUUAUUUGUAACCCGUAAAGAUAUUUAAUCACCAUGCAUUUGAUAAAAAAAAGAUUUAAUUGAACGGAACAGAAAAUGUUGUAUAGCUUGCUAGACUGGCUUUAAUGUAACCUUUCAACAGAACACCACUUCUGGAAAUUUGACUUUCAUACAUAACGGUGUAUAUUUUCGAAGUUUUGCAAACAACAUGUGAACAUUGUGGGUUAGUGUUGUGUUUUUAAGUUGAAAAGCAUGCAUUUGACGCUGAUUGCAGGAUUGGUGCCUGAUUCUGCGUCAAGUGCUCUGUUGGUUUGUCUAGGCUCUGUGAAGCCUGGUCUACUAUGCUGUAGACACUGUCAGUUAACUUCCAUAUCUAUCAAUUGCCGUUUGCUGCUUUUAAAUAAACAGAGCCGUUUAUAAUAGGCACAUAAUG